Messenger RNA from Salvia splendens (bonfire salvia), 1581 nucleotides. RefSeq names its product ankyrin repeat domain-containing protein 13B-like. Gene Ontology annotation, cellular component: cytoplasm. The transcript has 3 exons. Lineage: Eukaryota; Viridiplantae; Streptophyta; Magnoliopsida; Lamiales; Lamiaceae. The coding region runs from base 112 to 1581 and encodes 489 amino acids. The record is from RefSeq and is a predicted model, not a curated record. Gene Ontology annotation, molecular function: protein binding.
AUUUCCUAUCUCCUCUCAUUUCUGUAGCAGAUACCACACAAACCGCUUUUGCCCGAUGAUUGAAAGUUGAAUAAUCAAUUUUACACACAAUAGGAAAAAAUUACUAUCAAAAUGUCUAAGCCAUCAACUAAGCCCCCAAUAUUCGUCACCGCUCCCGUGGAGCCACAAGACUACGCCAACAGCCCCGCCCACUACGCUGUGGCCACAGGUGACUGCACCGCCCUCACAAACUUCGUCUCCACCCUGCCGAAGCUUUCCGACGCCAACUCGAUUGACACCGAGGCAGAAUCCAUUGCGGAGGAGCGCCUUGCCGAGAAAAUCUCCGCCGCCCUUGACGGUCGCGAUAACCCGCUCAAGGAGACCCCCCUCCACAUUGCCGUCCGCCUCAACGACGUCGAAGCCGCCAGCAUCCUAGCUGCAGCGGGGGCCAACAUCUACCUCCAGAAUGCUGUCGGGUGGAAUGCCCUCCAGGAGGCCCUCCUCCGCCGCUGCAAGGAGAUCGCCCCCAUCCUCGUCCAUCAUGGCCACCUCAACACCUGGUCCAAGUGGCGGCGGCGCCUCCCACGCCUCGUCGGUGCCCUCCGCCGCAUGCGGGACUUCUACAUGGAGAUCUCCUUCCACUUUGAGAGCUCCAUCAUACCCUUCAUUGACAGGGUGGCCCCCUCCGACACAUACAAGAUCUGGAAGCGCGCCGGGAACCUCCGCGCCGACACCACCCUGGCCGGGUUCGAUGGCAUGAACUUCAAGCGGCGCAACCAGAGCUUCCUCUUCAUCAACGAUGUGGACCGCCCGGACGUGCCCCAAGGAUCUCUCCUCGUCGUCAAGCACGACAAGAAACAAGUCCAUAUGGCCGAAUACCAGAGGAUAGGGACGCCGCUGACGGAGGCUCAGAUCGCCAAGGACUGCAACCCCGCAAGCGUUUCUCGGCCCAGCGUGGACGUGUCAAAAGCAGAGCUCGUCAACUGCAAGAACUGGAGGCGCCAGGAUAGGACCGAGCACGUGGGCAAAUGGAAGUCGAGGGUUUAUGAGAUGCACAACGUGGUGCUGACGUUUCGCGAGUGCAAGCUGCCAGCAGAGGCAGCGGAGUUAUCGAGUGAGGCAGAGAAAAAGCAGCCGAAGAAGGCGGAGGAGGCAGCAUUUAAGAAGAAUCUGAGGCCGAUGCUUUGGUUGACGGAGAAGUUCCCGUUGGAGACGGAGGAGCUCCACCGCUUGUUGGAUAUUCUGUCGAAGAAGAUUACCGCCAUUAAACGGAUGAGGGAGGUGUUGAAGACAACAUUCCCACCCAGGACUUUUCCGGUCAAGAUAUCGAUACCUGUGGUUCCAAUGGUGAGAGUGGUGAUAACGUUCACAAAAUUUAUAGAGCUACAAUCAAUGGAGGAUGAUUUUCACACUCCACCGUCAAGUCCUGGGCAAGAAGACGAGAGGAGUAGUGGGGAUAACGCGUUCGCAUCGAGUAGUGGCGUAGAGGAGAGAGAUCCUUUUGAGAUUCCGAGAGGGUAUACAUGGAUCCGAAAUGAUUCAACUUCUAAAAAGAUUAAGAAAAUAGAGACCACUACGUCCAAGAAAAUCGAAUCAGAGUAA